Molecule: messenger RNA, 4052 nt
Organism: Salvia hispanica
Lineage: Eukaryota; Viridiplantae; Streptophyta; Magnoliopsida; Lamiales; Lamiaceae
Source: RefSeq, a predicted model, not a curated record
UCACACGAGGACUGAUCAAGACGAGGCGAGUAACAAUGCUGAUGAAGAUAAUGAGAAGAUGUUGUGGAAAAUCACAAGUGGAGUUGAUAGGUGAGUUAGUUAAUGGUUCUGUCAACUUUUUUUUUCUUUCAAAAAUGAAUGAAUUUUUACUUUUUUCUUUUGGUUGUAUGCUUUGCAGAGAAGGGAGUACUGAACUUGGUGGUGUGGAAGUGAGGUUUGAGGACUUAACUGUUGAGGCGGAUUGCUUUGUGGGAGAAAGAGCUCUCCCUACGUUGCCAAACGCUGCUCGUAACAUUGCAGAAGCAGCCUUGAGUUGCUUUGGGGUGAAGCUGGCUGAGAGAGCAAAGCUUCACAUACUUAAACACACUUCUGGCAUCAUUAAGCCCUCCAGGAUGACUCUUCUAUUAGGACCACCUUCGUGUGGAAAAACAACCCUUUUGUUGGAUCUUGCAGGCAGGCUAAGCUCCGGCUUGAAGGCAAAUGGUGCAAUCACCUACAAUGGGCACAAGUUGUGCGAAUUCGUCUCACAGAAGACAGCAGCGUACGUCAGCCAGAACGACAUUCAUGUAGCCGAGAUGACUGUGGGAGAGACACUAGACUUCUCAGCAAAAUGCCAAGGGGUUGGAUCAAGAUAUGAGUUCUUGAAGAAGAUCACAAGAAGCGAAAGAGAAGAUGGGAGUAGUGAUAUCACUGACUAUGUUCUCAAGGUACUCGGAUUUGAGGAGUGUCGGGACACCAUCGUUGGGGAUCAGAUGCUACGGAGGAUCUCAGGCGGCCAGAAGAAGCGCCUCACAACAGGGGAGAUGAUUGUUGGGCCAUCCAAAGUGAUGUUCAUGGAUGAAAUAUCGACCGGCCUAGACAGCUCGACUACGUUUCAGGUGGUGAAGUGUAUGCAGCAGAUAGCACACCACACUGAGGCCACCAUACUGGUGUCCCUCCUUCAGCCAGAUCCGGAGACAUUCAACCUCUUUGAUGACAUCAUCCUCCUGUCCGAGGGCCACGCGGUCUACCACGCCCCGAUACAGCACGUUCUUGAGUUUUUCGAAGUGAAUGGAUUCCAAUGUCCCCAAAGAAAGGGAGUUGCUGAUUUCCUCCAAGAGGUGACAUCAAAGAAGGAUCAGGAGCAGUAUUGGGUGGAUACAACGACGUUAUACAGAUACGUGUCAGUGAGUGAAUUCGCAGAGAGAUUCAGGAAAUUCCAUGUAGGCAUCCGGCUUCAACGAGAGCUGUGUACCCCUUUUGACAGAAGCCAGAGUCCUAAAUCAGCUCUAGUUUAUGAUAAGAGUGUGGUGCCUCAGAGAGUGCUUCUCGCGGCGAACUUUGCCAAGGAGUAGCUUCUGAUAAAGAGGAAAUCUUCCUUCUAUGUUUGCAAGAUUGUCCAAAUUUUUGUUGUGGCAUUGAUUGCAUCAACUGUGUUCUUGAGGACUGGAAUGCAUACUGGGAACGAAGAAGAUGGGGCAGUCUACAUUGGAGCCCUCGUGUUUGGCAUGAUCAUCAACACGUUCAACGGAUACGUGGAACUCUCACUCGCUAUACAGAGACUUCCUGUCUUUUACAAACAAAGGGACCUUCUGUUUCAUCCAACUUGGGCCUUUGCCAUACCACAUCUUCUGCUGAGAUUACCGAUAUCCUUGUUUGAAUCUUUCGUGUGGACGGCCACGACUUAUUAUACAAUUGGAUUCGCCCCUCAAGUAUCCAGAUUCUUGAAGCAGCUGCUGUGGGUGUUUUGUAUCCAACAAACGGCUGCCGGGAUGUUUAGGCUCAUUGCGGGGAUAUGCAGGACGAUGGUCAUCUCCAAAACCGGUGGCUCGCUUACUCUUCUGCUCGUGUUCCUCUUGGGAGGCUUCAUCGUCCCUCUCGAUCAAAUUCCAAUCUGGUGGAGAUGGGGAUACUGGAUUUCGCCUCUUAGCUACGGGUACAACUCCAUUGCAGUGAACGAGAUGUUCGCCUCAAGAUGGAUGGAUGAACCUGCCUCAGACAAUGUCACGCGAUUGGGAGUGUCGGUUUUGAAGCAGUUCGAUGUUUUUCAAGACGAGAAGUGGUACUGGAUAGGCAUAAGUGCUCUCUUGGGAAUCACAACCAUCUUCAACAUAUUAUUUGUGAUUGCUCUCAUGUACCUAAACCCUUUCGAGAAGCCACAAGGUAUAAUAUCUCAAGAGCAGGCAAAAACAGAGGAAUUAUUCCAAUCAAGUUCAACAACAGAUGCAGAUAAGAGGGGGAUGGUUCUGCCCUUCACGCCUUUGGCCAUGUCGUUUGAAGAUGUGAACUACUACGUGGAUAUGCCACCGGUGAGAAGCCUCGUCCCUAUCCUUCUUCUUCAUGAGCUAACCGGCUCCUUUAGGCCCGGUGUUUUGACAGCACUGAUGGGCGUGAGCGGAGCAGGAAAAACUACGCUUAUGGAUGUUCUUUCCGGGAGAAAGACCCGCGGCUAUAUUGAUGGUGACAUUAGAAUAUCUGGUUUCCCAAAGAAGCAAGAAACUUUUGCAAGAAUUUCGGGAUACUGUGAACAGAAUGAUAUCCAUUCGCCUCAAGUAACCGUCCAUGAGUCCUUGAUAUAUUCUGCUUUCCUUAGGCUCUCUCGAGACGUUGGGGACGACAAGAAAAUGAUCUUUGUGAGCGAAGUCAUGCGUCUAGUCGAGCUGGAUAACCUCAAGGACGCGAUAGUAGGGAUCCCCGGUGUAACUGGACUGUCGACUGAGCAGAGAAAGAGGCUCACCAUAGCAGUCGAGCUCGUGGCCAAUCCCUCCAUCAUAUUGAUGGAUGAGCCAACUUCUGGUUUGGAAGCAAGAGCAGCAGCCAUUUUCAUGAGAACUGUGAGGAACACCGUGGACACGGGAAGGACUGUUGUCUGCACAAUACACCAGCCCGGGAUAGACCUGUUCGAAGCCUUCGAUGAGUUGCUUCUCAUGAAAAGAGGCGGACGAGUCAUCUACGCAGGACCCCUCGGCCUACAAUCACGAAACGUCGUAGAUUACUUCGAGGCAGUGCCCGGAGUUCCCAAAAUCGAGGAGCAACGUAAUCCAGCAGCGUGGAUGAUUGAAGUGAGCUCAGAUGCAAUAGAAACGAGGCUUGGUAUUGAUUUUGGAGACUACUACAAAUCAACAUCUUUAUAUCAACAAAACAAGGCCUUAGUUCAAGAUUUAAAAUCUCCACCUCAAAAUUCAAAAGAUUUACACUUUCCUUCACAAUAUUCACAAUCAACACUAAGCCAGUUCAAACUAAUCCUCUGGAAGCUAAAAUUGACUUACUGGAGAAAUCCUGACUACAAUCUUUCGAGAUUUUUCUUCACACUCGCUGCUGCGUUACUAAUCGGAUCGAUAUUCUGGAGAGUAGGAACAAAGAGGGAAAACAGCAAUGAUCUCACAACAGUUAUUGGAGCCAUGUAUGCAGCAGCGAUAUUUCUCGGAAUAAACAACUGUGCAACGGUGCAGCCAGCAGUCGCCAUCGAGAGGACAGUUUUCUACAGAGAGAGGGCUGCAGGGAUGUACUCAGUCUUGCCUUAUGCAAUGGCACAGGUGAUCACAGAGAUACCCUAUGUGUUUGUGCAAACCACAUACUACACACUGAUAGUAUACACCAUGGUGAGAUUCGAGUGGGAGCCUAUCAAGUUCCUCUGGUUCUUCUUCGUCAACUUCUUCUCCUUUCUCUACUUCACAUACUUCGGAAUGAUGAAUGUCUCUGCCACGCCAAACCUUCACCUUGCUGCAGUCGUCUCCAAUGCCUUCUACUCCGUUUUCAACCUCUUCUCCGGCUUCUACAUACCCGGACCAAACAUUCCAACAUGGUGGAUUUGGUACUACUGGAUUUGUCCGAUGGCGUGGACAGUUUACGGGCUGAUCGUGUCUCAGUAUGGGGACGUGGAGGACGAUAUUAGAAUAGAGGCAACAGCUCUUAAAGCAAGUGUAAGGAGCUAUGUUGAAGAGCAUUUUGGAUACAAGCUGGACUUCAUGGGAGAAGUUGGUGUGGUGUUGAUAGGUUUCACACUCUUCUUUGCCUUCAUGUAUGCUUAUUGUCUCAAAACACUCAAUUUCCAAAAGAGAUGAUGCAUUAAU